Messenger RNA from Populus nigra (black poplar), 876 nucleotides. RefSeq lists its product as uncharacterized. Lineage: Eukaryota; Viridiplantae; Streptophyta; Magnoliopsida; Malpighiales; Salicaceae. The coding region runs from base 1 to 861 and encodes 286 amino acids. The transcript is spliced from 4 exons. The record is from RefSeq and is a predicted model, not a curated record. Gene Ontology annotation, molecular function: nucleic acid binding.
AUGGUAGUCACCUACAAGGAUUGGCAUGAGAUGUUGCCAUUUGCCCUUCAUGCGUACCGCACCGCAAUCCGAACUUCAACAGGAGCCACACCAUACACUUUGGUAUAUGGAAUGGAGGCGGUGAUGCCUUUAGAAGUGGAAACCCCCUCAUUAAGAGUAUUGGUAGACUUUGAGUUUAGAAGAGGUGGGAUGGAAGCUUCAGCACCUGUCAUCUUCGUCCGUCUCAGCGCCAGCUUUCAAGAAAAGGAAAGCAGAACAGAGAAGAAGGUAAAGAGAAGAGAAGAAAACAGGGAGAAGAAAGGAGAAAGAGGCAAGCAACACAGGAGAACGCCAGACGAACGCAGGCAACGGAGGACUGAAAAAAGGGCAUCGCCAGCAGACCAGCAUGAAACUGAGCUCCUUGAAGACAGCUUGGUUGUUCCUAGAUUCCCUCUCUCUUCCAAGUUCGCUUCAAGUGAAGAUGAAUUUGUUGAUUCAGAUGACCAUGCAAACAGCCGUCCGCGUAGCAGAUCUGCACUUCAAAAUCCACCUGUGACGGACUCCAAUCCGCUGGCAGCUCCAGCUGUAACCGUGAAGCAAGAGUUUAGACGGCGGCAUACACCACUUGGAUGGCUCAAUAAAAUGGACCCUCUUGAGCCAGUUCUUUUGUUCACAAAGCCUCUGGUUCCAGAAAAGUUGGCAGCUGCAGGCAUUGUACCACCAGCAGAUUCGUCAAUGAAGAACGAUACAUCAAUGCCACCAUAUAGAUUUCAUGGAAGAAUUGGCCGGGGUGGGCGUAUUGUAUUUGAUAGAUGGAACCCAAUUGAUCUUGGUAACUCUUUUUAUAUACCGCCAAGACCGAGGCCUUCAACAUGCAAUUGAAAUGUUUACUUGCUU